AUGUCGAAUUCAGUCAACGUGAUCAAUCGUAGUAGCAAGCCCACAAGAAUAGGCUUUUUUAAAAAUCGUGGUCCUUAUCAACCAUCAUUCGAUGCUGAAAAGGUCAUUGAGCUCAAACCACAUACCAGCCAAUUAGUAAAACUAGAACAAGGUUGGGAAGGUCGCAUUCAAAAACUCUCCGGUGCCGCUAAGGAUCCUGCAACAUGGGCUGAAAUCCAUUUUAACGCCUGGAAAAAUAUGACAUUUGCCGAUAUCAGUCUAAUUCGAGGAUACAAUGGUUCAAUGCUCUUUACAAGUAACGAUGACACACUGCGCACUGGUAUGACGGACGAUCUGUGGGCAGAGGCACCGGAAAAAUUCAAGGCAAAAGAUUCUAAAGGCAACAACGUACUAGCUCCAACUGAACCAUACACGGGUGGACGGAACGAGGAAUUGGUUGCUUACUAUCGACGAAGAGUAACUAAUGGAAACGCAUAUCUUAUUCCGGAUGAUCAUGCUAGCUCACAUGGAACGCAAGAUAUCCAUAUUAAUCUUGAACUGUACGAUAUUCCCAAUGAAAGCACUGGCAUCGGCAACCGAAACAUCUCGACCAGAGUUAUUGCCCUUCGCUCUAAUGCCAACGGCAAAUUUGUGUGUGCUGAGAAUGCUGGAAAGAAUUCUUUAAUUGCCAAUCGUGUUGCUGUUUCUAGUUGGGAAACAUUUAAUCUCAUAUUCCUCAAUGGAAAAAAUGUUGCUCUAAAAUCAUGUGCCAAUGGAAAGUAUGUUUGUGCCGAAAAUGCAGGUGAUGGUCCUUUGAUCGCCAAUCGUUCUCAAAUCAGUUUAUGGGAAACUUUUCGACUGAUUGAUCGUGGUAAUGGAAAAGUAGCUUUAGUUGCAGUCAAUGGAAAAUAUGUCUGUGCUGAUAAUUAUGGCAAUAGUGAAUUAAUUGCUAAUCGAACAAGUGUGGAAAGCUGGGAGACUUUCGAUCUCGUUCAGCAAUAA
Rotaria sp. Silwood2 is the source of this 981-nucleotide messenger RNA. NCBI's taxonomy places the organism in Eukaryota, Metazoa, Rotifera, Eurotatoria, Philodinida, Philodinidae. The record is from the annotation of a GenBank genome assembly.